Messenger RNA from Indicator indicator, 2070 nucleotides. RefSeq names its product ZFP64 zinc finger protein (gene ZFP64). Lineage: Eukaryota; Metazoa; Chordata; Aves; Piciformes; Indicatoridae. The record is from RefSeq and is a predicted model, not a curated record. Gene Ontology annotation, cellular component: nucleus. The coding region runs from base 1 to 2070 and encodes 689 amino acids. Gene Ontology annotation, biological process: regulation of gene expression. The transcript is spliced from 6 exons.
AUGAACCCCGGCGGCGGGGGGGCGGCGCCGACUUUCCCUGGGCCCGUGCAGUUUCCCGGUGGCACCACGGUGCUGGUGGAGCUCACCCCCGACAUCCACAUCUGUGGCAUCUGCAAGCAGCAGUUCAAUAACCUCGAUGCCUUUGUUGGGCACAAGCAGAGCGGUUGCCAGCUCACUAGUGCAACGGCCGGGGCGACCAGUACGGUCCAGUUUGUGUCAGAAGAAACUGUGCCAUCUACACCGGCACAAACAGCAGCCCGGACCAUCGCUUCAGAGACCCAAACCAUCACAGUUUCUGCACCAGAGUUUGUUUUUGAGCAUGGCUAUCAAACGUACCUGCCCAGUGAGAGCAGUGAGCCACCAGCUGCUGCUGUUGUCUCUACCGCACCAAAAGCACGUUCAAGAAAAUCCAAUUCCUCACUUAUGCAGAAGAAAUUAAACUGCUGCUAUCCAGGUUGCCAGUUCAAGACUUCCUAUGGGAUGAAGGACAUGGAACGUCAUCUACGGACACACACAGGAGACAAGCCCCAUAAGUGUGAAGUUUGUAACAAAUGUUUUAGUCGCAAGGAUAAGCUGAAGAUGCACAUGCGGUCUCACACGGGGGUGAAGCCUUACAAGUGUAAGCACUGUGACUAUGCAGCUGCUGACAGCAGCAGCCUCAACAAGCACCAGCGAAUUCACUCCAACGAGCGUCCUUUUAAAUGCCAGAUCUGUCCUUACGCGAGCCGCAACUCCAGCCAGCUAACUGUACAUCUCAGGUCCCACACAGGAGAUGCUCCUUUCCAGUGUCAGAUGUGCCCUGCUAAAUUUAAAAUCAACUCUGACUUGAAGAGGCACAUGCGUGUGCAUUCUGGUGAGAAGCCCUACAAAUGUGAGUUCUGCGAAGUGCGCUGCGCCAUGAAAGGAAACCUCAAAUCACACAUUCGUAUCAAGCACAACAUGGAAAAUACUCUCAAGUGUCCAGAGUGUGAAUUUCAGUGUGGAAACAAAACAAGCCUUCGGCACCACAUAAGAACUCACCAGCCUGAACAACCAGUGAAGUGCUCAGAGUGCAACUACUCCUGCUCCAACAAGGCAGCUCUGAAAGUGCACGAGCGAAUCCACUGCAAAGAUCGGCCCUUCAAGUGUGAAUUCUGCAGCUUUGAUACCAAGCAGCGGAGCAACCUGACAACUCAUGUGAGGAAAGCUCAUGGUGACAAAGCCAAGACCAAGAAGCAAACAGUGGAGAAGAAGGAAGGAGAUAAGCCAAAGCAAGGUGGCUCCAGGCAAGUUGCCAAACUGGAUGCUAAGAAAGCAUUUAAGUGUGACCUGUGUGACGCUUCCUUUGUCCGAGAAGAUUCUCUUAGGAGCCAUAAGAAGCAGCACAGUAUGUAUAACGGAUCUAAAAACAAUGAACUGGCUGUCCUGCAGCUCCAGAUGGAUCCCAGUCGGCAGACCAGUGCCCCAAUUACAGUCAGUCACCUACAGGUCCCGCUUCAGGCAGCUCAGGUUUCUCCAUACAAUGAGGGAAGGGUCAAGAUCAUUGUGGGUCACCAGGUGCCUCAGACUAGCAAUAUUGUUCAGACUGCAUCAGUGAAUGUCGUGCCUCCUACCCUAGUUAGCCAGAAUCAGGAAGACCUCUCUGCCAACAGCCGCUUGCAGCUCCUUGGGCAAGUCAGUCUGUUGGCACCACCUCCCCCUCCCAUAUCUCAAAGCGAAGCAGGGCCUGUGGCACAACCAGCAGUUCUUCUCACAACCCACGACCAAAGUGAUGGAAGCGCUUUACAUCAGACUCUGAUUCCCGCUGCUCCUGUCAGCAGUCACGAGGCUUCAGCAAACCAGGCUUUCAUCACCAGCUCUGGAAUCAGCUGCUCUGACUUAGAAGGCCUUAAUGCUUUGAUACAAGAAGGAGCAACUGAAGUGACUGUGGUUAGUGAUGGAGGUCAGAGUAUUACAGUGUCUACUUCAGCUCCCCCUCCUCCUAUCUUUUCUUCAUCUUCUCACACGGAAGCCCCUAAGCAGACUUAUUCUAUCAUUCAGAGUGGAGCCCAUACAGCUUUGCUGUGUCCAGCAGACUCCAUACCGGAUUAG